GCGCCGAAGGACUACGGCACCCAGAGUGCACCGCGCCGCCGCUGGGGGAGCAUGGCUGCUGGGUCUGCACCCUUAGCUUUGGGGCCUCUGUGCGUGCGUAUGUUUAUGUUCGCAAUCCGCUGCUUCCGCAGAGAAGUCCCAGGUCAUCGAAGCCUUUUCCUCUUCAGGCGGUUUGGGAGUACAGACUCCCUCUUACGCCUAACUCAGCACCCAAGGCUGUGCUCGGAGAGACAGUUCACACUAACGCGUUUGAAUUUUCUGUCUUCCCCUUUUGUCAUCCCAAUACAGAAUUCCCCUCUGUGGAAAGUGCAAAUGUUGUUUCUGCAUUGGAUAUUGAAAAGGGCAAUUGAUCUAAAGAAGUAAGCUGUAGCAUACCCUUAGAAAUAGCUGAUGUGAAAAGUAGAAAUACCGUAUACAUAUUAGUAACAUAUUUUAGAAACAUAGUUACCGAAUUACGUGACAAAUUCUUACUUCCAAAGCUGAGAUAGACUUUAAAUGUUCUAAACAUUUAGGUUGUUCAUUAGGCCACAGAAGUGAAAUACAUUUAAUGAGCUUUCAAGGACUCCAGGCCUUUACACGAAGCAGAACUGUCCCACUUUGUGGGAAUGUUAGGAUGCCAUAGGCAGGUCCAAGAUACUCCCCUCUAUCCUCCUUCCAAGCUUAUUUCUAUGCAAGGACAGAUAAAUGACCAGAACAAUGACCCAGUGUAAAGGGCACAAAUGCUAGGGGGUAAUUAAACAAUUAAGAGGUUGCGUUUAUGCUUAUGUUGUAAAGCAGGCAUCUGAAAGUUUUGACCAGAUGUUUGUUAAGAAAGCAAUUGUUAGAAGGCAAUUAAUCAAUUAAGAUAUUUGUGUCUGAGCCGUAAAGAUUUGUGUUCACUUGGUAUUUGUAUGAUUAGUGAAGCGUCGCGAAAGAUUGUGAACCUGCAGUACUCAGCCAAUGAGGACCCAGGGGAGAGACAGAUAACGUAGGGCAAUAGGGGAUAAAAGAUAGAAGACUGUUUUCUGUGUGUGCUCCUGCUUGCAGGAGGCUCAACAUUGCAAUUGCGAAUAAAAUCUGCUUUAUCAGAGAUACUGUCCUGGAAAACUAUUUGGAUAUUUCCAACAAUUUGGGGGCUCCUCCAGGGUAAUUAUAGCCUCUCAGGGGUCUCCCUCACUACCCUGGACAGGAUAGUGCACCCCGCUGAUUUUAGCAGUCCUGUCUGUCUGGUGACACUUUGGGACGGCCGAUAAGAAACCGAAACUGUUACAUAAAGGACAGGCUCUGAGAAAGCCAAGAGGCAGGUACGCAUGGGUGUUGGCCAUUGCGACCCAGUAACUUCGUGCAUGGACCAAGGAUGAUCUCGUCAGGAUCCGAGGACUGCUAGCGCAGACACCACCUCUGGAAUUUCCGAUUCAUCCAUUCCAAUCUGGAGACUGGGUCCUCAUCCAGACCUGGAAGGAGGCAAAGCUGCAACCUGACUGUCAGGACGGCUGAGGAAGGUUGGACUCACUUCACUCGAGUAAAACUCUCCACUAGCCCUGCAGCAUGGGAAACUGUUGCCAUGGAGGAUCUUCUAAAGAUAAAAAAUAGAAAGAAAUUAUAAAUAAACUAAUCUGUAAUUUCUCCUUAACAAUUAUAGGUAGGGAGGUGUUUAGGCUAUAUAUAUUUAUAUUUCUAGCAGGAUAUAUCCUAUUCUUCACUAUAGUAACUAUAUAGAGAUUUAGGAGUUAACAAUGAUGCGGGGGAGAGACCAAUUAGUAGUUUUGAUUUUGACAGUGAUCCCCUUCAAAGUCUGUCUUAGUCAACUGAUUGCUUGGGAAAAGGAUGACCUGCAAAGGGGAGUGGGAGGAUACCCUGUUAAGAUGUGGGUGAAUGUAACAAGGAGAGAAACGCUUCAGACUGUCACAUUCGAUGCUUGCAAUGUGAUAGCCUGCGGGGGCUUAAAUGCCCAACGAUGAUUGAGUCAUGAAGAUAAAUACCUGUGUCCUGAAUUAGGCAUGAAUAAGAGAUCUCCUUGUGAGUGAUGGAACUAUGCCUAUCAAGGCUGAACAUAUACUCAAGGGAUAUUUGAUACGUUGCAAUCACACACCCUAAAAGAACGGAUUAGUAUGUUUAAGGGCAUUGUCCAACCAGACUGCCAGGCCUUGCAGUGUAAUCCGGUGACAAUAAUAAUUAGCAAGGCCGAUAGCCUUGUUAACAUCACCUUUGGCAUUGGAAUAAACAUACGAGGAAAAGACCCAGUAGCUAGAUUCAGAAUAGCUGUAUGGGAUUCAUUACCUGAUCAUACUCAAAAUGUCCAGGAUAAGAAAAAGGGAGUGAAAAAUCUUCCUAAAAAUCCUGCAGCCGUAGCAAUUAGAGAAAUAAAAGAUCUCAGACAAACAUUUGAAAUUGAGACAGGAUACGGAGAUGUGAAUGCCUGGGUAGAAUGGAUUAAGUAUACUGUCCAGAGUCUCAAUCGCAGCAGCUGCUAUGCUUGUGCACCAGGGCGGCCUGUAGCUCAGGUAGUACCCCUUCCUCUGGGGUGGACCAAGGAUUCCCAAGGGAUGCAAUGUAUGAUUGCCCUGUACCAGGAGAAAACUGCCUGGGGAAAUGAAGCCUGUAAAUCUCUCUCCCUAUUGUUUCCCCCGAUAUCAGAGAUGGAUGUCAAAAUCCCUCCUGCAUUUUCUCUGGCCAUAGGUAACCAUACAGCUUGUCUCUCAAGACAGGGUGUGAAGGCUACCAGGCCCAUAGGGAAUUUCUCACUCUGCAGUGAAACCUUGGAUGUUACGAAAGAUUUAGCAGGGAACUAUUCAAGGCUGGGAAUCCCUAGAGCAGAUCUCUGGUGGUAUUGCGGUGGAAAGAUCUUACAGUCCACUCUCCCAUCUAAUUGGGGAGGUACCUGUGCACUUGUUCAACUACUGGCUAUACCGUUCACUCUGGCAUUCGAGAAGGAUCUAUUACACACUCACAAAAGGGACAAAAGGAGCCUAGGAGUCUCAUUCGACGAUGAUGCAAUAUAUAUAGACUCAAUUGGGGUGCCCAGUGGUGUCUCUGAUGAAUUUAAGGCUAGAAAUCAAAUUGCUGCAGGAUUUGAGUCACUAUUCUGGCGGGUGACAAUUAACAAAAAUGUAGAUAGGAUAAGCUACAUCUAUUACAAUCAGCAGAGAUUUAUAAACUAUACAAAGGAGGCAAAAAAGGGCAUUGCAGAACAAUUGAAUGCUACAAACAGGAUGGCCUGGGAGAAUAGGAUCGCCCUAGACAGGAUAUUAGCUGAAAAAGGGUGUGUGUGUGCAAUGUUGGGUACUCAUUGCUGUACUUUCAUCCCAAAUAACACAGUCCCAGAUGGCACAAUAACUAAAGCAUUAUGGGGGCUUACUACUCUUGCUAAUGAAUUAGCAGAAAAUUCAGGAAUAGAUAAUUCUCUCACUGGAUGGUUGGAGUCCAGGUUUGGCAAAUGGAAAGAGAUGAUUGUGUCCAUAUUUACUUCUUUGAUUGUGGUAGCAGGAGUCCUGACAGCCAUUAGUUGCUGUAUCAUCCCCUAUGUGAAGGGAUUGGUACAGCGAUUAAUCGAAACUGCGCUGCUGAAGCAAACAAUAAUGGAGCCACCACCAUACUCGGAUAAAAUGAUGGUAUUAGAAGAAAUGGAGAAUGAAGAAAGUGAAGAAGAAGUUUUUAGAAUCGUACCUUAGAAAAGAAUUGCAGAAAUCAACAUUGUAAAAGAAAAAGAGGGGGGAACUGUGGAAAGUGCAAAUGUUGUUUCUGCACUGGAUAUUGAAAAGGGCAAUUGAUCUAAAGAAGUAAGCUGUAGCAUACCCUUAGAAAUAGCUGAUGUGAAAAGUAGAAAUACCGUAUACAUAUUAGUAACAUAUUUUAGAAACAUAGUUACCGAAUUACGUGACAAAUUCUUACUCCCAAAGCUGAGAUAGACUUUAAAUGUUCUAAACAUUUAGGUUGUUCAUUAGGCCAGCAGAAGUGAAAUACAUUUAAUGAGCUUUCAAGGACUCCGGGCCUUUACACAAAGCAGAACUGUCCCACUCUGUGGGAAUGUUAGGAUGCCAUAGGCAGGCUCCAAGAUACUCCCCUCUAUCCUCCUUCCAAGCUUAUUUCUAUGCAAGGACAGAUAAAUGACCAGAACAAUGACCCAGUGUAAAGGGCACAAAUGCUAGGGGGUAAUUAAACAAUUAAGAGGUUGCGUUUAUGUUUAUGUUGUAAAGCAGGCAUCUGAAAGUUAU
Molecule: messenger RNA, 4193 nt
Organism: Meleagris gallopavo (turkey)
Lineage: Eukaryota; Metazoa; Chordata; Aves; Galliformes; Phasianidae
Source: RefSeq, a predicted model, not a curated record